Molecule: messenger RNA, 2014 nt
Organism: Panicum hallii
Lineage: Eukaryota; Viridiplantae; Streptophyta; Magnoliopsida; Poales; Poaceae
Product: DNA-(apurinic or apyrimidinic site) lyase, chloroplastic-like
Exons: 12
Coding region: 98-1651 (517 amino acids)
Biological process (GO): base-excision repair
Cellular component (GO): nucleus
Molecular function (GO): endonuclease activity; phosphoric diester hydrolase activity; DNA-(apurinic or apyrimidinic site) endonuclease activity
Source: RefSeq, a predicted model, not a curated record
GCCGGCGCACCCCCCCACGCCCACGCAGCCACACUAGCUCCUUCCGGCGGCUUUACCGCUCCACGUCGCGCGCCUCCGCGCACUCGCUCGUCGACCGAUGCCACUGCUGCUGCGCGGCGCCUCCCUCCUCCGCAUCUACCAGUGUAGCUGUGGGCUCCGAGGUGCGAAUUUUAGUUCCAGAAAGCCCGUGCUCACAAAUCUGAACUUCAUGAGGGACGGAAUGCGGGCUACAUAUUCGCGCAAAGCUGUCUCUAAGAAAACUGAGAUCAAGAAUGAUGAGAAGUCAGUCACAGAGGAGGAAGAUGCUGCUGGAAGCGAUUUGGAGAUAGAGCGAGUGAAGAGUGACCCUAGCCAGCUCCAAUCAAUGACGGUGAAAGAGCUCAGGGAGCUUACAAGGAGGAUGGGUGUUUCUGGGAAAGGCACCAAGAAAGAUUUAGUAUCAGCACUGAUGGAUUCUCUGGGGGUGGAAGGAAAUGGUAAAGUGGGGAAGUCAUCUUCUGAGCUGGUUAGCCCCUCGGAAGAACCUUUAAAAAGAAAAGGUGGCGCUUCAGCUGUGGUUGAACAAAACCUAGAAAGUUCUGAGGUUAUAUCUGAAACUCCUAGCAAGAAAAGAAGUAGAACAAAACAGAAAUCAAUCAAGGCCACCACUCUUGAGGAGAAUUCUGUGAGUAAUGUCAAGAUAAAUAAGACUUCAGUCCAGAAGGAAACACUUGUUGUCAAAGGGGCCGCUCCUAAGGCAGGAUUAUGUCCUAAUGAAAAUUCAGAACCUUGGAAUGUACUUGUACAUAAGAAACCACAAGCCGGGUGGAUUCCUUACAACCCUAAGACUAUGAGGCCUCCACCUCUAAGUAAGGAUACACGGGCUCUGAAGAUUCUGUCAUGGAAUGUCAAUGGAUUGAAAGCUUUGCUCAAAUCAAGAGGCUUCUCUGUGCAGCAGUUAGCAGAGAGGGAGAACUUUGAUGUGCUAUGCCUACAAGAGACAAAAAUGCAGGAGAAGGAUGUUGAAGUUAUUAAGGAUACUCUGCUGGAUGGCUACACAAAUAGUUUCUGGACAUGCAGUGUGUCAAAGCUUGGCUAUUCGGGAACAGCAAUAAUUUCACGAGUGAAACCCCUCUCGAUCAAGUAUGGGCUUGGUGUACCAGACCAUGAUACUGAAGGGAGGGUUGUGACUGUGGAAUUUGAUGACUUCUACUUGCUAACUGCUUAUGUGCCGAAUUCGGGUGAUGGUCUAAGAAGACUGACUUACAGGGUCACAGAGUGGGAUACAUCCCUUGGUAACUACAUGAAAGAAUUGGAAAAAUCAAAGCCUGUCAUACUAACCGGUGAUCUUAACUGUGCCCAUCAGGAGAUUGAUAUCCAUGAUCCUGCUGGCAAUCGUAGAAGUGCUGGCUUCACAAAUGAAGAAAGAGAAUCAUUUGAGACUAACUUUUUGUCCAAAGGAUUUGUUGACACAUUUCGGAAACAGCAUCCCAACGUUGUUGCAUAUAGUUAUUGGGGUUACAGGCAUAAUGGCCGCAAAACAAAUAAAGGUUGGCGCCUGGAUUACUUUCUUGUGUCGGAGUCUAUCGUGGAAAAGGUGCACGAUUCAUAUAUUCUUCCGGACAUCUCUGCCAGUGAUCACAGCCCCCUUGGCCUCAUACUGAAGCUCUAGGCUGCAUCACUAGCAUGCCAAACACUCAAUCUGAAGCUGGGUCCUUAAGUUUCAACAACAAUUCUUAUUCUUCAGGGUCUUGGUUUGCGCGGACCUGUGGCAGAGUCUGCGAUUUUGCAUCAGGCCACUAGUGAAAAGACACCAGCUGAUACUAAUGCUGCAUUUUGUGAUGUAAAUAUGUCGGCCGAUGAAUAGAUUGCAUCUUCGGCCUCAGUUCUGUAGCUCAGUACGGGGAGCCUAUUGUCCGGUUAUGAAACUUAUGACUGAAAGUAUGCAGUGGGUAUAAACUUGCUCAAUGUCACAAUCAUUGUGUGUUUGUGGUUUAGCCGAUGGACCCUUCAAAAUGCACGUUUUGCUUGAACA